UGCCGGGGCCUGUCCGUGUGUCCGGCCCGGGGCUGCCCUGCCCGGGGAGCCGCCUCUCCCCCCGCCGCCCGUCCGCCCGUGCCCGCAGCCCCGGCAGGGCAGGACGAUGGUGCAGAGCCCGCCCGCACGGCAGCGCCGCCGCCUCUGAGCCCCGCCCGGCCCGGGGGCCUGAGCCCCGCCGCGGACGCCGGUGAACAAUCAGAAUAAUGUUCUACAUAAACCUGUUGGAGAACCUGAAGGUUUACAUCAGCAGCCGCCCUCCGCUCGUGGUCUUUAUGAUCAGCGUGAGCGCCAUGGCCAUCGCCUUCCUGACCCUGGGCUACUUCUUCAAGAUCAAGGAGAUCAAAUCCCCAGAAAUGACAGAGGACUGGAAUACUUUCCUGCUGAGGUUUAAUGAUUUGGACUUCUGUAUAUCUGAGAAUGAAACCUUGAAGCACCUCCUGAAUGACACCACAACUCCAGAGAGCACCGUGACCAGCGGGCAGGCCAGGUCUUCCACGCAGUCCCCACAGACCCUCGAGGACUCUGGUCCCAUCAACAUCUCUGUCACCAUCACGCUGACCCUGGACCCUCUCAGACCUUUUGGGGGAUACUCUCGCAAUGUCACCCACCUCAGCUCCACAAUUUUUGGGCACCAGAUUGGGCUUUCAGGCAGAGAAUCCCACGAGGAGAUAAACAUCACCUUCACCCUGCCAGCUGCCUGGAACUCCGAUGACUGCGUCCUGCACGGCCACUGCGAGCAGGUCGUGUUCACCACCUGCAUGACAGUGACAGCAGCCAGCAGCGUGUUCCCAGUCACAGUUCAGCCACCACAUUGUGUUCCUGAAACCUACAGCAAUGCCACUCUGUGGUACAAGAUCUUCACCACGGCCAGGGACUCGAACACAAAAUAUGCCCAGGAUUACAACCCCUUCUGGUGUUACAAGGGAGCAAUUGGCAAAGUCUACCAUGCUUUAAACCCCAAACUAACUGUUAUAGUUCCAGAUGAUGAUCGCUCUCUGAUCAACCUGCACCUCAUGCACACCAGUUACUUCCUCUUUGUGAUGGUGAUCACGAUGUUCUGCUAUGCAGUCAUUAAAGGCAGACCAAGCAAACUGAGGCAAAGCAACACAGAAUUCUGCUCUGAAAAGGUUGCUUUGUCAGAAGCAUAAACCCCCCCUGUCCUCCUGAGAACGACCGAAACCAUUGCCUGCUGAACCCAGCCUGGGUCUAAACACUCUGUGAAUCCAUUACCUUGCAAUGUUGGUUUAUUCCAACCAAAGACAUUUCAAAGUGCCUGUAAUUGAUUUGUACAUAUUUAUAAAAGCAGAAUAUUCAGAGUAAUUCUGAGCAGAUGUGCUCGUCCCCGUGGCACGGUCAGGUUCCCCUGGCCCUGCCCUGGGACAGCCCCAUGUUGGUGUAGAUAACUCCAGUGAAAAGGCUCCACAGAGGCAGAGAUUUUUGUCUAGCUGCACCUGGGCAGGUGAAGAUGCCUUUGCAAGUGUCUCAAACCAACCAAGAGAUGUUUGGUUUUUUGCCCAAUCUGUACAGUGUGUUUGAACCAAGUAUGCACCUUUGAUAUAAUCCUGCAUUUCCAAAGCCACCAAUCUACAACAUGAAUUCAAUGUGUGUUUGUGUGGCCUAAUACUUUAUUCCAUUUGCUCCUUGCUUGCAAGAAAAGAUAUCAACGUUUUAGAUUAUUUUUUUUUCUCUUUUGGAAGGAAAAAAACCUACAUAUUCACAUUUUAAUAGUGCUGUAUUUAGGACAAACUUGUGCUUUUAUUCAUAGUAAAAAAAUUAAGAAGUGAAGUCCCAUUUUAAACUGUUACUUACUGAAAAGAACUGUUUGAUUUUUUUGUUUUUGUUUUUGUUUGGUUUUUUGGUUUGUUUUUUUUGGUAUUUCAUUUGGCUUGCUGAAUGCCAGAGAACCAGUCAGCACAGAGACUAUCUGGAAAACUUUUCCACUUGGCCUCCCAUCCCCAGCCCUCCAGCCAGGAUUGUGUGUCUCUGCUGCAGAGCAGCUGUCUGUAAGCUUUUUUUUUUUUUUUUUCCCUUUUCUUUCUAGAAAGUGAAACUUAAUAAAAAGAUGCAUUGUGUUAGCAGCCUGCUGGGGCUCUGCACAGCCUUGGGCAAGUGCAAAGAGUGAAAGGAAAAGAGAUCCCAGAGUCUGUUCCAGAGCGUCACUCUGGGACUGUGCCUGCAGCUCUGAGGGGCAGCUGCCACUGGCACUGCUGAGCUCUGGCCCAUUAAAUUCAUUAAUUUGCCAUUUUCUGCUCUCCACUCAGGGGAAAAUGGCCACAAAAGUGGGGCUCUCGUGAGGAAGGUCAAAGAAUCCACCCAGUGAAACCCCUUCUGUUCUCUGUGUCCAUUCUUCAGUCUGAGUUUUGAUUCUGUGCAUUUCUCCCUUCUCCAUUCUGACUUUUGCUGGUUUUUAUUCCUGGUUCCUUGAGCAGCCUCCUGAAUUUCAGGGGUCAGGCUCUUCCUGCAGACAUUUCCAGCCCUGCUUUUAAAUCUCACUGGUUGCCUUAAAUGACUUUUUAUUUUCUCCCAGCUUUCAUUCAUUCCUUCAUUCCUUCCCACAGGCUUUUUUUUCUUCCUCCUUUUGCUCCAAACUCCACAGAAGAAAAAAGCCAAGUGAGAAUCUCAUAGUCUCAGUGAUGCUGGCAGAAAAUUCCCAGUUUAUUCCCUCCAGACACCACUCCUGGUCUGUGUGUUGGGACUUCAGUAAGUUCACGAGUGUUCGGGGUGUUUGAGCAGUCACAGUUUUGUUUCCUCCCACGGUUUCAGUUCCCUCAGUGGGAUCACCUGACAUGUUUUCCUCCAGGGAAUGUUAAGGCAAAGCUUUAGAGAUGGCCUGGUUUGAAGUUUAGGGAUAAAAAGAAGCUCCCAGUUUUUUCCUGAUGCUGCUGUGGGCUGCUGCUGCUUCCCUGGGGAGUGAAAGAGGCCAAGAGCUUCUCCUGAGCUGUUCCUAAAUCCCAGCCUGAGCUGUUCCUAAAUCCCACAAGCCCAGCCUUCUGUUAAUCCUCACUCCAAGAGCUGCCUCUGAGGGUGGCUGGAUCUGGGGCCCAAAGGCAGGAAUAGGAGAUGGAUUGGGAGAGAGGAAUCCUGGAAAUGCCCAAAAACCACCCCAAAUCCUCUGACUGCUUCAGGAAAGCAAAGCAAAUCCUUUCACCUUCAACAAAUCCCAGCUCCAAACGUCCCAGCUGGAAUUUGGGCUGUUGGGGGAACCAUUUGGGAAUGAAAGGAACCUCCUUGGCAACUUCUCCCCCACUUUCUGCACCCCCCAGGAAUAUUAAAGAUUGUCACCCACAGAUGCAAAAGGGAAAGUGUUGGAGAGUUGGGUUUUUGGCCUUAGUUCUUCCUUUUGCCCCCUGUAUUGCAGCAGGGAGGGGCAGGGUGUCCCAGCAGGCCAAGUGCUGGAAUGCUGAGGAAUAUUGGAUUGUUCCCAGGCGAUGUACAAAGUCAAAUGCAGCCAAACAGAAGAGUUAAAACUUAAUAUUAAAGUUCAGAUCAUAUUGAUCUUUCCUUUUUUUGUUUUCUUUUUUCUUUUUAACUAUGACUUGAAUCAGUUUUGAUUCUAUUUGUACGUGUUUUCUUGUUCUUAGAAAGCUGCCAUUUUCUUUUUUUUUGGUUUUGUUUUUUUGCAUUUUCUUUGGCAUUACAUAGAAAAUCUGAGCCUUGGUUUCAACCCUCUGCAGGUGAUUGUAGGGUUCGAGAUGGCUGUUUAUUGUUUUUUGUUUUGUUUUGUUUUGUUCCUACAUUUCACUUGUCUUGUUGCAUGAUGGUUAAUAGCUGAUUUGGAAAUGACAUUUCUCUCCUAGAUUAAUUUUUGUGUUUGUAAGAUGUGCAUAUUGCUUUGCAGAAUAAAAACUAUGAAGUUUA
This is a messenger RNA of Haemorhous mexicanus (house finch), 3861 nucleotides long. RefSeq names its product transmembrane protein 248 (gene TMEM248). Lineage: Eukaryota; Metazoa; Chordata; Aves; Passeriformes; Fringillidae. The transcript is spliced from 7 exons. The coding region runs from base 207 to 1151 and encodes 314 amino acids. The record is from RefSeq and is a predicted model, not a curated record.